Molecule: messenger RNA, 1351 nt
Organism: Chrysochloris asiatica (Cape golden mole)
Lineage: Eukaryota; Metazoa; Chordata; Mammalia; Afrosoricida; Chrysochloridae
Gene: CADM2
Product: cell adhesion molecule 2
Exons: 10
Coding region: 315-1298 (327 amino acids)
Source: RefSeq, a predicted model, not a curated record
UGUGCAACCUUUCCUUGGUACCAGCGGCUGCUUCUAAGAGUAAAGUUAAAGGCAGCCAAGGGCAGUUUCCACUAACGCAGAAUGUAACAGUUGUUGAAGGAGGAACUGCAAUCUUGACCUGCAGGGUUGAUCAAAAUGAUAACACCUCCCUCCAGUGGUCAAAUCCAGCUCAACAGACUCUGUACUUUGAUGACAAGAAAGCUUUAAGGGACAAUAGGAUCGAGCUGGUUCGAGCUUCCUGGCAUGAACUGAGUAUCAGCGUCAGUGACGUGUCUCUGUCCGAUGAAGGGCAGUACACAUGUUCUUUAUUCACUAUGCCUGUCAAAACCUCCAAGGCCUAUCUCACUGUUCUGGGGGUUCCUGAGAAACCUCAAAUUAGUGGAUUUUCAUCACCAGUUAUGGAAGGAGAUUUGAUGCAACUGACUUGUAAAACAUCUGGAAGUAAACCUGCAGCUGACAUAAAAUGGUUUAAAAAUGACAAAGAGAUUAAAGAUGUAAAAUAUUUAAAAGAAGAGGAUGCCAAUCGCAAGACGUUCACUGUCAGCAGCACACUGGACUUCCGAGUUGACCGGAGCGACGAUGGGGCCUCCAUUAUGUGCAGAGUAGAACACGAAUCCCUCAAUGCCACCCCUCAGGUAGCCAUGCAGGUGCUAGAAAUUCACUAUACACCAUCAGUUAAGAUUAUACCAUCCACUCCUUUUCCACAAGAAGGACAGCCUUUAAUUUUGACUUGUGAAUCCAAAGGAAAACCACUGCCAGAACCUGUUUUGUGGACAAAGGAUGGAGCAGAAUUACCAGAUCCUGACCGAAUGGUUGUGAGUGGUAGGGAGUUAAAUAUUCUUUUCUUGAACAAAACGGAUAACGGUACAUAUCGAUGUGAAGCCACAAACACCAUUGGCCAAAGCAGCGCAGAGUAUGUUCUCAUUGUACAUGAUGUUCCCAACACUUUGCUUCCCACUACUAUCAUCCCCUCCCUUACCACUGCAACAGUCACAACCUCUGUAGCCAUAACAACCAGUCCAACCACAUCUGCAACAACCAGCAGCAGAAGAGAUCCCAAUGCUCUGGCUGGCCAAACCGGCCCUGACCAUGCUCUUAUAGGAGGAAUAGUGGCUGUAGUUGUAUUUGUUACACUGUGUUCUAUAUUCCUGCUUGGUCGAUACUUGGCAAGACAUAAAGGAACAUAUUUAACAAAUGAAGCUAAAGGAGCUGAAGAUGCACCGGAUGCCGAUACAGCCAUUAUCAAUGCUGAAGGCAGCCAAGUGAAUGCUGAAGAGAAAAAAGAGUAUUUCAUUUAAAUGCAGGCCAAGAUUCUGAGUUUUACUUAUCAGGCUGGCUGCUGGAGAAAACU